Messenger RNA from Ilex paraguariensis (yerba mate), 505 nucleotides. The record is from the annotation of a GenBank genome assembly. Lineage: Eukaryota; Viridiplantae; Streptophyta; Magnoliopsida; Aquifoliales; Aquifoliaceae.
AUGGAGGGUGAUCCAUUGAAAAUGAAGCAAUUUGUAUUGAGCAAGCUCGGGGAAGUACCUGAUACAGCCAAGGCUGCCAUAGGGAUCACUCCAUUAGAGAGUAUCAUAGCUACUCCAUUAAGGUUCAGACAUCCAUGGGAACUGCUAUGGGGAAACAUCAGCAAAGGCAAUGUCUGUGUAGCUGGAGACGCGCUCCACCCCAUGACACCGGACAUUGGCCAAGGCGGAUGUGCAGCCUUGGAAGACGGUGUCCUCUUAGUGAGGUGUUUGGCUGAAGCUUUAAGAAAAGAACCAAGUGGUGAAACACAAGAGAAAGAGGAAGAAAAUGAAUAUAAGAGGAUUAAGAAGGGGUUGGAGAAGUAUGCUAGAGAGAGAAGAUGGAGAAGCUUUGAUCUCAUUUGUACAGCUUAUAUGGUGGGCUUCAUAGAGCAAAGUAAUGGGAAAGUGACGAGCUUUUUGAGAGAAAUUUUUGGCUGGAUUCAUGUCUGGGUUGCCCCUGAAAAGG